This is a messenger RNA of Naumovozyma dairenensis CBS 421, 534 nucleotides long. RefSeq names its product thioredoxin peroxidase AHP1 (gene AHP1). The record is from RefSeq and is a predicted model, not a curated record. NCBI's taxonomy places the organism in Eukaryota, Fungi, Ascomycota, Saccharomycetes, Saccharomycetales, Saccharomycetaceae. The transcript has a single exon. Gene Ontology annotation, cellular component: peroxisome; cytoplasm; mitochondrion. The coding region runs from base 1 to 534 and encodes 177 amino acids. Gene Ontology annotation, molecular function: thioredoxin peroxidase activity. Gene Ontology annotation, biological process: cell redox homeostasis; cellular response to oxidative stress; hydrogen peroxide catabolic process.
AUGGCCGCCGUCACAGUUAACCAACCAUUCCCAGCUAAGGACUACAAAUUCCAAUACAUUGCCAUCAGUAAAAGUGAUGCUGACCAAGAAGCUUGUAAGAUGCCACAAACUGUCAAAUGGGGUGAUUUCAUCAAGGAAAACAAGACUGUCGUCAUCACAGGUGCUCCAGCUGCCUUCUCUCCAACUUGUUCAGUCUCUCACAUCCCAGGUUACAUCACCUAUUUGAAUGAAUUGGUUCAAGACAAGCAUGUCGAUCAAGUCGUCGUUGUGACUGUUGACAACCCAUUCGCUAACCAAGCUUGGGCUAAGAACUUGGGUGUCACUGAUACCACCCAUAUUAAGUUCGCUAGUGAUGCUGGUUGUAACUUCAUUAAGUCAUUAGGUUAUGAAAUGCCAGUUGGUGAUGAUGUCUUCUGGAGUGGUAGAUGGGUCGUCAUCGUUAAGGAUGGUAAAGUUACUUAUGCUGCUGCUGAAGAACAUCCAGUUACUGAUGUUACAGUUACCUCUGUCGAAACUGUUUUGAGUAAAUUAUAA